GCUUAAUGCAAAAAAAAAAGAUGAGAAGAUUCUGAUUUUGUAACAGGCUUCUUUCCAAUCAAGCAGCAGGAAUGAUCUAAAUGGAAUUCGUAAACACCAAAAAAUAACCAGUUUGAACUAACGGCUUUUAACAUAAGAAACAACUAGUUUAAGUAUAUAUCGGUCAUAUCAUCAAAUAAAAAGAAGAGAAAACAUAAAAGCUUUUUCUAAACAAUAGAGACGUCGAGGAGGAUUUUGAUUUGAACACACCUUUUUUAAUUCAUAAAUGGCAGUGUCUGGUGCAACCGAGUUCCAUCAACCAGCUUGGCAUUACACCUUUGCCGGUGGACUCGCGUCCGUCAUAUGCAGAUUUGCGAUUGCACCGUUUGAUGUUUUAAAAAUAAGAAUGCAAGUUUCCCAAUCAUCGUUUCUUCAGGUACUGAAUACGACUCUUCAACAUGAAGGUUAUCGAGCUCUUUGGAGGGGUAAUAUUUCAGCUGAAUUUUUAUACUUAAUUUAUGGUAGUACAGAGUUUGUGGUAUUUUCUAAAAGUCGGGUUUUGACAGAAAACAUGCAGAUGAAUAAACAUGUUUUGAAUUUUCUAUGUGGAGCUUUUGCUGGUUCCUGUGCAACCAUAGCCUCGUACCCAUUUGAUACAUUACGAAGCCAGUUUGCAGCUUCAAAAGAGACUCCUCGCUUCAUGUCAACUGUUAAAAACAUCCUUCAAACCCGUGGAAUUCGAGGCUUUUUUCCUGGUCUGACGGCUACUCUAUAUCAAAUUGGACCUCAUGUCGGUCUUUUCUUCAUGGCUUACCGGGCCAUCUAUUCAUCCUUGUCGCCGAUGGGGAUAGCAGCUAGCUCUUCAAUAAGCGGAGUAUUGGCUGGUGUUACGGCGAAAGCUUUGCUAUUCCCUGCCGAUACUAUCGUAAAGAACAUGCAAGUAUCUAAGUUGCAAAAUCCUUCAUUUCUGCAAUGCUUCAAAACCGUACUGCACACCUCUGGAGCUCGUGGUUUGUAUCGGGGUUUGCCAAUCAGCAUAGCCAAAGUGGCUCCCGGAAGGGCAAUUACCAUGCUGAUUUACGAAGAAACUUUACGUACCCUCAACAAGAUUUCGAUCGAAACUGAAAUUGAUGAUAGAUAGAUACCAUUUUUUUCCUUUUGCGUUCUUUUUUUUAUAAGCCUCGCAUCGGUGCAUUGCAGCGAACAGAGCUGGUCAUGAAGAAACAGUCGGAUAAAUCCACGAGUUAGACUAAGCUCGUACAUAAUCGUCCCCAUAUAUUUAUUUUUUUUGGAAAUUCUUUGAUCUACGUAUAUUUAUUUUCUAGUGAACAUUCAGGUAUCCCUCAUAACCAGGAUAAAUUAAUG
Messenger RNA from Schizosaccharomyces octosporus yFS286, 1344 nucleotides. Its product is annotated as thiamine pyrophosphate transporter. Lineage: Eukaryota; Fungi; Ascomycota; Schizosaccharomycetes; Schizosaccharomycetales; Schizosaccharomycetaceae. Gene Ontology annotation, cellular component: mitochondrial inner membrane. Bases 266 to 1120 code for a protein of 284 amino acids. Gene Ontology annotation, biological process: thiamine pyrophosphate transmembrane transport. The transcript is spliced from 3 exons. Gene Ontology annotation, molecular function: thiamine transmembrane transporter activity. The record is from RefSeq and is a predicted model, not a curated record.